AAUAAAGCCAGCCUACUUCAGAGGGAGUGGCUUUGAAUCAGUUUCAAAAACAACUUGACACUAGAGCUGGGAAGGCUGCUUUCAUUCAUUUAUUUAGUGACUUAAAUAGUUUAAUUUCUGUCUGUUGGGACAAUGUUUCAAAAUGAAGUGGAAUAUAUGGACACAUCAGAUACCCCGUGGUCUUGGUAUUACCUGGCAGAUUGUGGGAGGUGGCACCGGUUUGAGGAUGACCCUGAUAACCCCUUCAGCAGUGAGAAUAUUGAGAAUUACUACCUGAGAGAUUCAAAAGCAGUUCUGAAGAUCUCAUCAAGCAGCUGCCACAACCAGAUUGAUUUCUCUGUAAUGUUGCAGACCGAUCUCACCACAGGGAGGAAAAGAAGAAUCCAACGAAGCUACAAAAUUGAAAGAAGCUGCUCCUGUUUCACCGCCGCACCUGUUUUCUGGGAAAGAUUUGAUCCCACACUUCCAUACCAGUUAAUUCCUCUGAGUGACGUCACCCCUGAGUAUCAGACUGUGGCAAGUUAUGUGAAGCACGAGGGGCUCCUGAACAAACCCAUUGUAUCAAUCAGCAGAAUACAGAAUUUGGACCUCUGGGAAAUAUAUUGCAGGAAAAAGAAGCACCUGAUGAGGAUUCAACAUGUGAAAGAAAUUCAAGAGAGAAGACUUUUCCAUGGGACAGACAUUAAAAAUGUCGACAGCAUUUGCAAAUAUAACUUUGAUUUACGGUUAGCCGGACAAAAUGGCAACGUAUUUGGAAAAGGAAUAUAUUUUGCCACUCAUGCAUCGUACGCGGACAAAUACAGCACCAGCAGCUCGCGUCCAUUGCCGCUACAUGGCCAGGAUGGUGGACACCGUGACUACACUAAAAUAAUGUUUUUGGCGCGAGUAAUGGUUGGAAACUCAAUUGUUGGAGAACGUCAUUUUCAGAAACCAGAUCACGGAAGUCUUGAAAACUCACACGACAGCUGUGUGGAUGAUAUCAGUCCCCCUAGAAUGUUUGUUAUAUUUGAUCCGAAUCAGAUUUAUCCAGAAUAUCUUGUUCAAUACAGAUAAACUCAGAAUGUGUAAAAAAUGUGUUUUGACAACAUUAUUAGGUUUUAAAAGUUGUUUUCAAAUGUCCAUUUUAUAUAGAAUAAGAUAUGAUAAUGAAUGUUUUUAUCUUUUCCACAAAAUCUCCAACAUUUUUAUAUCUUAACAUUAUGCUGUUCUUAUGUAAUAAAAUUUCCAACCACUUUCUCUCCAUGA
Messenger RNA from Melanotaenia boesemani (Boeseman's rainbowfish), 1245 nucleotides. Its product is annotated as protein mono-ADP-ribosyltransferase PARP11. Lineage: Eukaryota; Metazoa; Chordata; Actinopteri; Atheriniformes; Melanotaeniidae. Gene Ontology annotation, molecular function: NAD+ poly-ADP-ribosyltransferase activity. The record is from RefSeq and is a predicted model, not a curated record. The transcript has 7 exons. The coding region runs from base 133 to 1053 and encodes 306 amino acids.